Molecule: messenger RNA, 2011 nt
Organism: Acyrthosiphon pisum (pea aphid)
Lineage: Eukaryota; Metazoa; Arthropoda; Insecta; Hemiptera; Aphididae
Product: histone acetyltransferase KAT8-like
Exons: 7
Coding region: 204-1463 (419 amino acids)
Biological process (GO): regulation of DNA-templated transcription
Cellular component (GO): MSL complex; NuA4 histone acetyltransferase complex; NSL complex
Molecular function (GO): histone H4K16 acetyltransferase activity
Source: RefSeq, a predicted model, not a curated record
GUUUGACCGGCGCCACGGUCCAUGACGUCGCCACAGUCGCGGUGGGGCACGUAGGCUAAACCGACGGAAGUACCCUACGGCCCGCACUCACCACUCGAAACGUACGUUUAUAUUGUUAUUGUUUUUGCGAUAAUAUCGCCUGCGUCGUGCGCUCUCUUAUACGCGGCGGCGUAUCGUCUUAGCCAUCGACCCCGGUGACUACCAUGGCCCAGAAUGACAGCGCGACGUCAGUCAACGUGGGCGAAGUGUACAUGGUCCGCCGGAACGACGGCUCUUGGCAUCCCGCUGAAGUCUUACAUACGAGAUUCAAUGAUACAGAAAAUCUUUUUGAGUAUUAUGUACACUAUAAAGGGUGCGACAGAAGAUUGGAUCAAUGGGUACCGACAGAUAGGAUAAAGAAUUCAAGAUUUGAUAUUUCUGAAAAAAAAUAUGAACAGAAGGAUAUGAAUAAAAAUAAAGAUCUUCUAAAUCAGUCUGACAGCAGAAUCACAAGGAGCCAAAAUCGCAGUCUCAACGAGAUAAAUCAUGUACCAAUGUCUAAUGCAGAAAUGGAUCCAAUUACACCGGCUUUUGAAAAAGAGCAUGAGGCGAUAACUAAAAUUAAAUACAUCAAUAAAGUACAGUUGGGAAUAUUCGAAAUUGACACAUGGUAUUUUAGCCCGUUUCCAGAAGAAUACCAAAAAGAGUCUAAAAUUUGGAUUUGUGAAUACUGUUUGAAAUAUAGCAAACUAGAAAAGACUUUCAGAUACCAUAUGAGCCAAUGCACAUGGAGACAACCACCCGGGGUUGAAGUGUACCAUAAAGGUAAAUUAUCAAUCUGGGAAGUGGAUUCCAGUCAAUACAAAUUGUAUUGUCAGAAUCUUUGUCUAGUGGCAAAGUUAUUUAUAGAUCAUAAAACACUCUUCUUUGAUGUUGAACCAUUUUUGUUUUACAUCCUGUGUAAAAUUGAUAGCUUUGGUGCACAUUUAGUUGGAUAUUUUUCAAAAGAAAAAGAUUCACCAGAUUGCCACAAUGUAUCUUGUAUAUUAACAAUGCCACCAUUCCAGAAACAGGGCUAUGGUAAACUAUUAAUAGCGUUUAGUUAUGAAUUGAGCAAGUUGGAAGGACUUGUAGCCGGUCCUGAAAGUCCAUUGAGUGAUCUUGGUAAAGUGUCUUACAGGUCUUAUUGGUCACGGACACUGUUGGAAAUUUUGAAAAAUGAUUGUGAAUCAUUAUCACUUAAAGACUUAAGUGCGAUGACUAGUAUCACCCAAAUGGACAUUAUUUCAACGCUGCAGUCCAUGAAUAUUGUGAAGUACUGGAAAAACGAAUAUGUGAUUUGUGUGUCACAUAAAAUGGUUGAGCAGCUGAUUAGUUCCGAGCAAUAUAAACCACCAACAUACAUAUUAGAUAGAAAUGCUAUCAAAUGGACGCCAAAAAGAUACAAUCUUCGCUCAGGAUCAUCUAUGCAUCCAGGAUCAUAAUACUUAGCUGGAUAAAGAAAUUAGUUCAGAUUCUGUGAAAUUAUUAACAUUACUUUAUAGUCAUUUAAGAUUUACUUACUGUAAAUAGUUAAAACUUUUUUUACAUAUAUUUUUUGGGAAUGUUUCAAUGACAAGGGCUAAUAUAAGUGUUUCUAUUCGUUAAGGACUGAUAUGGAUUAUUUAUAACAUACAUCGAGUUAAGAUAAAUAUUUAGUUUCGGACUAUAUUAUAUAUUAUGGGACAGUUGUUAGACUGUUGAUUUACAGUGUUGUAAAUGAUUUAUGAUGAACACAAUUUAUGUGAAAUGGGCAUCACUGCAUCAGUCAUUCAAUAAUUGUGGUUGUUCCCAAAAAACUUAUGGUGUUUGUCUUGUGUAGUAUUGCACUUAUUAUUAGGGUUUAGCAUGAUGGUUUGUUUGCUAUUUUAAUUAAAUACCAUAUUAUAUUGUCCCUUGUCGUGUAUUUUUAUCUUGUGAUAGUAUUUUAUUUUUGACUUUUCCAAAUUGACAUUUUAAUUAUCUCAUUGUAUUUCAUUAACUAAUGUGAAUG